AUGGGUAAUGAUGAUGUUUAUAAAACACAAACCAUUCUUAGAAAAGAAGAUUUCAGUGAUAAUGGGCAAGAAGCAGAAAAUAAUAACAAUGAUAGCAAUAUAAUUGAUAUGGAAACUACACCUAGAAGAGCACAAGAUUAUAUUAUUGAUGAUAAUUUUACAUAUAAUCUAUAUAAUAAUGAAUAUGAAAUUUUGGUUAAGGUGAAUGAAAUGGUUGCAACAAUUGAUAAUGAUAUGAAUCAGGCAAGAAAAACUUUACAGGAAUUUUCCAGAGUAAUUAAUAAUACAGAUAGACUAUUGGAUUUAUGGGUAAAUAUAUUAUCACAAAGUAUUUAUAAUCAGCAAUUAAUAUCAAAUAAAUCAUGGCAAGCUGAAAGAUUAAAAAGAUCUGCAGUGGGAAAAUUCUGCUAUAUUUGUAAGAUUGAGAGAUUUUUAGAUUUUUACGUUGCAGAAAUGGAAUGGGGAAUUGAGAUACUUAUCAAUGGGAUUAAAAUGAAAGAGCAUCAUCAACGUUUCCAAGAGGAUAUGAACAAAUACCAAAUAAAAUCACGCCUUCUUAUUGACUUCCGUGAAACAAAAAGAGAUUCAAAUAAAAAAACCAAUAUCAAGUUAAUAGACAAUCUGGAGAAAGAGAAUAUAAAUCAAACGGAAAAUCUUCAGAUUGUUGAAAACAAAGAAUCUUCUGGAUACUCAUCAUCAGAAAAUAUAUUCAUUGUGAUUGUACAAAGGUAUAAAAGAAGAAAAAAAUGUAAUAAUGGUGAAAAUGCUAAUUGA
Molecule: messenger RNA, 774 nt
Organism: Entrophospora candida
Lineage: Eukaryota; Fungi; Glomeromycota; Glomeromycetes; Entrophosporales; Entrophosporaceae
Source: the annotation of a GenBank genome assembly